Molecule: messenger RNA, 1578 nt
Organism: Sphenostylis stenocarpa
Lineage: Eukaryota; Viridiplantae; Streptophyta; Magnoliopsida; Fabales; Fabaceae
Source: the annotation of a GenBank genome assembly
AUGGAUAUGCCUACCAUUGAUGUGGACCUUGGGCCUGAGAAGCUUGAAGAUGAGAAACAGGGAGGUCCCUUGUUGCAUUGUGAUCUUUGUGAUACAGAAGUAAUUCACAAGUUGGCUCAAAUGUUCCUGCCAGGUCUAGCCAGUGCUUGUGUUGAUAACACAUCAGGAGGUCUCUUUAAGACUCCUGGUUCAGUGGCUGUUGAUAUGAGGAAGGAGAUGAUAGAGUAUCUGACCCAAAGAAGUGAAUCGUUUGUUGCUGAGUCUGUUAUUUUGGAAGGUGGUCCAGAUGGUGAAGUAUCAGACCAUCCUUAUGAUAUCAUUUCCAAUUUAGUUGAUGACUUUGCAAGUUCAAAGAGAAAUUUUUUAAGCCGGGUUUCAGGAUGGCUUCUGAGUGAAACAAGGGAAGACAAAAUAGAUGAUUUUGUUCAAGACAUGGAAAUGAAUGGGUUUUGGACACAUGAAAGGAGAGAAACAGUUGCAGAAACUCUACUCAAGAAUGUUGACUAUGAGAACUCAUAUCACUGCAACAUGAGUUUUAAUUCUGCAGAAGAUCUUGCCAAUCAUAUUGAUAGUUGCAACUUUAGAUCUAUGAUAUGUGAAAAUGAGGGAUGCAAUUCAAAAUUUUGUGCAUCUCAUUUAGAAAAGCAUGAUUCAAGUUGUCCUUUCAAGAUAAUUCCCUGUGAACAAAAGUGUUCUGCUAACAUUAUGAGACGUGACAUGGACAGACAUUGCAUAACUGUUUGUCCAAUGAAGCUUGUAAAAUGUCCCUUUUAUGCCAUUGGUUGUCGUUCCGCCGUUGCACAAUGCAUGAUUGAAAUACAUCGCUCAGAUGAUAUCAAUUCUCACUUGUGGCACUUCCUUAAAGGGAUCUACAAAGAAGCAUCUGGGGAUGAUCUUAAUCGACGAGUGGAGCAAAUUGUACAGGCAUCACCAAACAACCGUUUAGCAGGGGCUAGAGAUGUUAGAUCUUUGAACUAUGUUGUCAAGGAUAUUGAAGCUAAGUUAGGACCUUUCGAAGUGACUAUUGUGGAGAAAGAUAAUGUGGAAAAUGAUGGCAAGAAUGAUGAAGGGGAAGGUGGUGAGACUAAUAUGAACAACAGUGAAAAGAGCACAAAUGCUUUAGAUAUAGUUAAUUCAUCAGAUAAAGUUGAAGUGAGUGAGACAGAGAAUACAAGUGCAAAUAAAACUGUCGAAAAUGAAGAUAGUAAACUUGCUGAAAAUAAAAAUCAUGAAGAGAGGACACAAACUUCGAAUAUGACAGAUUUAUCAAAUGAAGUUGAUAUUUUGAAUGAUGAGAACAAAGAUGCUGCAACUAGUAAAUUACAAAUGAAGGCCAUUGAAGAGAGCACUCAAGCACACAAGGACAAGUUAUCAAAUGAAGAAGUUACUGCAAGAAACGAGGAUAGUACAAAGAAUAACAUCGAAGGCAAAUACAAUGAAGACAAUAGGCAAAUAUCAAAUGAAGAGAGUAAAUUUGAAGAUAAGAACAACGAACAAAGCAUACAUUAUUCAAAAGUGGGAGUCAAAGGUGAUGUGGAGAAUAAUUUUCAGAACAAUGAUAUUGAGAUGAUAGCUUAA